Messenger RNA from Pungitius pungitius (ninespine stickleback), 4476 nucleotides. RefSeq names its product DGCR8 microprocessor complex subunit (gene dgcr8). Gene Ontology annotation, cellular component: microprocessor complex. NCBI's taxonomy places the organism in Eukaryota, Metazoa, Chordata, Actinopteri, Perciformes, Gasterosteidae. The coding region runs from base 405 to 2759 and encodes 784 amino acids. Gene Ontology annotation, biological process: primary miRNA processing. The record is from RefSeq and is a predicted model, not a curated record. The transcript has 14 exons. Gene Ontology annotation, molecular function: double-stranded RNA binding; heme binding; identical protein binding.
UGGUUUGCCGCUGUGUUUUUCUUCAAGAUGGCGGUGCGGCAGUUGAGUCAGUAUGGCGCCGCGUUGAGUGUAUAAUACUUUGGAAAGGUAGCUUGUUGCACGAAUACCGUCGUGUCAUUUUUAUCGCUUCCAGAAGACACCAGUGGAGGAUGAUCAGUGCCUAGAUCCCAUAUUAAGCUGAAUGCAUUGUGAUUUCCAAUAAUUGAGACAGUGAUUCUGAAAGCUGUCUACAUUAAUGAAAAGAACAAUGUAGUCAGCUUAGCAUUUUCACCUCUGGUACGUGGUCUAUAAAGGGAUGUGCUUCUGCAUGCAUUCUGGCUUUAGAUAAGCAGAGUCUCCAAACAGGUCGGAUUCUACAAUAAGUUAUCCGUUUUGUAUAAAUUGUAGUUCAUUAUAGAGAGGAAAUGGAAGUAGAUGAUGUGCUACCCCCUCUCCCCUUGGAGCCGCCUGAUGAUUUUGGCCGAGAUGAGGGCAGAGCACCUCCACCACCUCCCCUGCAAACGUCCAGUGACGCAGAGGUAAUGGACGUUAGCUCUGGUGGUGAUGGAUACACGUACACCCCAGGGGACGGGGAAGCCAACCCACAGCAGCCCUCGAUAACCUUCUAUAGCGACCUCUCCGAUGAGGCUAAUCCCAUCCCGCCGUGCCCCAGGACGGCCCGCCACGCUCCCCAACUCACCGGGUUCCUACCAGACCUCAAGCUGCUCAGAGAUGUUAAGAUCCGUGUAAGCUUCACUGAAAGCAGCAAUAGCAAAGACCGCAAGGUUUUGUACACGGGUGAAGGGCAGGAGGGAGGAAGUGGUGAUGGCUUAGGCAGCGUAAAUGGUGAGUUGCAUGACUCAAGCGAGCUGGAAGUACCCGAGGGAAACGACGUAGCGGGCAGAAGAGCCGACGAGGCAGAGGUAGACCUGGAAAAUAAGGUAGAGUUUGCCGUCCUGGAUGAGUUGGAUGACCUCUACGACAACUUCCUGGAUAAUGACGACGCAGAGCUGGGUGGCUUUAAGUCUGAGGUCAUAGUUCAGCAGGAGCAAGCAGAUGAGGAGGCCGUGGCUUUCUCCUAUGAGGAGGAGUUUGACAAUGAUGUCGAUGCUCUGCUCGAGGAGGGCAUGCCAGUCCCCAAAAAGAUGCGUCCGUCAGAGGACAAAUACGGCGGGGACAGCGAUCAUCCGUCAGACGGGGAGGAGGGAGGCGUUCAGCCCAUGAUGACCAAAAUUAAGACUGUCUUGAAGAGUCGUGGGCGUCCACCCACCGAGCCUCUACCUGAUGGAUGGAUCAUGACAUUCCAUAACUCUGGUAUUCCCGUCUACCUGCACAGAGAGACCAGGGUGGUGACCUGGUCCCGACCCUACUUUCUUGGGACUGGCAGCAUUCGGAAACACGACCCUCCUACCAGCAGCAUCCCCUGCCUCCACUACAGGAAAAUGAAGGACAAUGAGGAAAGGGAGCUAAAUGGAGAAGUGACGCCCAUGUCAGAGGAGGCUCCUGUCAAGCCCAGCUACGAAGCAAAUGGUGAAGAGAUGGUGGACAAGUCGGACGCUACGGGUGAGGAGGUAGACGGCUUCCCUCCCCCCGUUGUGGCUGACGCCGUGCCAAACGGAGAGGGCGACAAAGAGGAGGAGGACGACGCCGCAGCCACAGCCAAGAGGAACCAGAAGCUUAAAGAUGCUCACCUCUGUGAAAUUGCCCACGGAGCCUUGGGGCAGGUGAAGGCCAAGGUGGAGGUGUGCAAGGACGAGUCGAUAGAACUUGAAGAGUUUCGCCUUUACCUGGAAAAAUGCUUUGACUUUGAACAAGUCACGGUGAAGAAGUUUCGUACCUGGGCUGAGCGAAGGCAGUUCAACAGAGACAUGAAGAGGAAGCAGGCCGAAUCGGAGAGGCCGAUCCUGCCUGCCAACCAGAAACUCAUCACACUGUCAGUCCAAGAUGCCCCCACUAAGAAAGAAUUUGUCAUCAACCCGAAUGGGAAGUCUGAAGUCUGCAUCUUGCAUGAAUAUAUGCAACGUGUCCUGAAGGUUCGACCUGUUUACAACUUUUUUGAAUGUGAGAACCCAAGUGAGCCCUUUGGAGCGUCGGUCAUUAUAGACGGAGUUACGUACGGCACCGGAACGGCAAGCAGUAAAAAACUUGCCAAGAAUAAAGCUGCUCGAGCCACACUGGAAAUCCUCAUCCCUGACUUUGUGAAGCAGACCUCGGAGGAGAAGCCUGUUGAGGGCGAUGAACUGGAGUAUUUUAAUCAUAUCAAUAUAGAAGACUCAAGGGUGUAUGAGCUGACCAACAAAGCAGGACUACUUUCACCAUAUCAAAUUCUUCACGAGUGCCUUAAAAGAAACCAUGGAAUGGGAGACACGAGCAUUAAGUUUGAGGUGAUUCCGGGGAAAAACCAGAAGAGUGAAUAUGUGAUGACCUGUGGGAAGCACACUGUGCGUGGCUGGUGCAAGAACAAAAGGGUUGGCAAACAACUGGCGUCUCAGAAGAUCCUGCAGAUGCUUCACCCCCACGUGAAGAACUGGGGCUCACUGCUGCGCAUGUACGGCAGAGACAGCAAUAAGAUGGUCAAGAAGGAGAGCUCUGACAAGAGUGUGAUAGAGCUCCAGCAGUUUGCCAAAAAGAACAAGCCAAACCUUCAUAUCUUGAACAAACUGCAAGAGGAAAUGAGGAAACUAGCCAAGCAAAGGGAGGAAACGAGGAAGAAACCCAAGAUGACCAUAAUGGAGUCCGCCCAGCCAGGGAGUGAACCCCUCUGCACUGUUGACGUUUAAGUCUCCGAAGAAUCACUGGAGAACCUCGGCACUGAAACCAGGUCACUGUCAGCCAUCACAGCCCUUAAUUAUGCAUCACUGACAUCUAAACAUCUAAUGACAACGUGGUUUGUUCUUCGACUGGGCCGCUUCAACUCCUCGCACCCUUGGCCCGUGUUUGAUUUGGUUCAGCUGGUAAACGUUGAGGUUGGUUCUCAAUGUACCGUCCGCCUCUCAGGAUGCAGCCUUGCCAUGGCACACAGGGGGGAGGAAAUAAAACCAGACACCCAGGCUGCAGAGGAGGUAACAUGACCUGAUAGCACAUGAACUACGUCAAAAUAAAAAUGCAUGCUCGUUUGAUUGAAAAACCACUACAGUUUUUUGUUUUGUUUGGAAGUGUCAGAGUACCAGCACCAAUUUCUUUUUCCGUUUGUGCUUGAGUAUUUGAAAGGGACUACUAGUACUUGUGUAUUUAUACCAUUCAUUUUAUUGGAAAACAAAGUUACUUGUUUAUUGGGUAUUUUAAUAGUUGGUGUUUUGUGUAACAAAUACAAAAUGCGCCAUUUUCUUUUCCUCAGAAGGGACUGCUGCUGUCCCGGUUUGCACGAUUUUAAAAACAUGCGUUGUGAGGUGAUGACUAUUGAGAUCUAUUGUUAUGCACUUGUCCUGUCAUAUAUUUUCAAUGACUGCUCAUGCUGUUGACAAAAAAAAAAGUUUGGCGUAUUUGAGGUGACUUUCAUAUAGAGGCACUUGUUUUUUUCCUGAUUAAUUUCUCCCUGGUUUGCUUUUGCAGGACUAGGAACAUUGCAGUAAACCCGAGUACACAGCACCGUAAUGUUUAGGGUAAAUGUUCACUUCCUUAAUGCUUAGUUCAUGGUAGCUGUUUAUUGAAGUACCAUCGCCCACAAACAUAACCAUCCGGUACAUUUCAGUAGCUUUUUUUUUUUUUUAGUUGUGGUGCACUCAAAUCAUGUUGCCUUAGUUGAUCCAUUUCACGAAGGGCUUGAAGUAGAACAUGUUACGUUGGACCUAACACACCCUUCAAUGCAAAGUGGAGAGACCAAGCCCCCUUUACCUGAUAAAGCAUUUAUUGUUUAGCAAAUUAGAACUUUUCUGAAGACUGCCUCUAAAACAUCAGAUACUUGAAGGACAAAUGCCUCCAGCCUGUGCAGAUUUUUAAGACUUGUCUUAAUGGAUUGUGUAGUUUGUUUGCCAUUGUUACAGUAUUUUCUGAUUACAGGUAGAACGCUUUUUUUUUCUUUUUUACAGAGGCAGCCUUUUUCAAAUUGACUUGGUACAGUCAUUUAGUGCAACAGAAGCUGAUGAAUGUGUGUGUGUAUACCAAAACUUAGUCUUAUGCAUUUUACAGGAUUAAUGUUGCAAACUGCACAGUAGAAACCCCAAUAUCAGAAGAAAAUAAGUAGACCCAUUAUUUGCUGGAACAAAAUGGAAACUGCUGUGCAACUUGACAAAUAUUUAGCAGAUUUCAUUUUUUUCUACAAACUAUUCAUGGCGGCUGUUGUGAUGUUGUAGAUCGCUAUAAGAAUGUGCUUUCCCUUGUUUGUCUUGCCAAGUGUGUCAGUGUGAGAAGAAAAAAUGCUUUUACAUGUGUCUGUUGAGUUGUACCAAUGAAUUGUUUGAGAAGUUGCUGCCUAGAAAAAUGAAGUAUGUAUUGCAACCUGAGCUCCAUGACUUUAGCGAUAUUUGUUAUGCAAAUAAAAUGUCUUCAUGAUUAGAA